Clarias gariepinus (North African catfish) is the source of this 4581-nucleotide messenger RNA. It is a transcript of the gene zcchc14, whose product is annotated as zinc finger, CCHC domain containing 14. Gene Ontology annotation, molecular function: zinc ion binding; phosphatidylinositol binding; nucleic acid binding. The record is from RefSeq and is a predicted model, not a curated record. The transcript has 13 exons. Bases 602 to 3391 code for a protein of 929 amino acids. NCBI's taxonomy places the organism in Eukaryota, Metazoa, Chordata, Actinopteri, Siluriformes, Clariidae.
GACUGGAUCAAAGAGCCGAAGCGCUUCAGUCUGAGUUUAUUCACUUUAAAUCGUGUCGGAAUCUAAAGCGGGAGGCCGAGGGUGAGGGUCGGGGUGUGUUAGAGCCUCGCUCCGGACUGCAGGGUGUGUUUGAUGGCCUGUUUCGCUCGUGCGGAGUGAGACUGGAGUGAGACUGGAGUGAGACUGGAGUGAGCUGCUCUCGGAUGGGAUUGUUUAUGGUUCGGGUCCAUCUCCGCCUGGACGCUCAGGAGGGAAAAACUGCGAUCUGAGAUCCUGCCCGGGGUUCAGAGCUUCUCUCAGGGCUUCCAGCUGAGCAGGAGGACUGUAGAUGGUGGAGAAGGAGACUCCUGCAGGAGAAGCCACACUGAUUCCUGUCUCUCUGUCCUUCUGUCCUCCUGUCUGUCCUCCUGUCUGUCUGUCUGUCCAUCUCUUCCCUUUUCUUCCAAUCUCCACUUUCUCACCUCUUCCCUCCACCCCCAGGACCUCUACAAUAAUGCCUCUCUUUGUGCAUAAAAUCCGGAGGAAACAGUGCUGGUACUCUCCACCGUUACCGGUGUCAGGAUGUUCAGCUUGAACCUGAGAAGUUCAUGACGGUUGAUGAAUGAGUUUCGGGUUCUUCCAGAGUUUUGCUCCCAAAAAAAGCUUGAAGAUGGUGGAGAAUAGGUGCUGCCUGAAGAGGGAAGGUGUGUACCGGUGGUUCUCGGGCCUGAGCUCGGCUCAGCGGACCGAGUUCCUGUGCGGACUCUUGGAUCUUUGCGUUCCGGUGGAGCUGCGCUUCCUCGGGUCCUGCUUGGAGGACUUGGCCCGUAAGGACUACCACUCUCUGAGAGACGCUGAGAUCAAGGCGAACAACCCGGCCGACCUGGCGCUCCUGGCCAACGUGACGGACGAGGUGGUGCGCAGCAAGCUUCUGGUCUCUCUGGCUCUUCUCGGGUCUGAUAACCGGCCGGCGGCGGGAGCGCUUUUCCGGACGCUCACGCACAUCGACGCCAUCAUCCACGAUUAUGGGCUGCGUCUGAGCGACGGACGGACCGGCGAGCAGUUCCUGCUACUCUUCACCAUGGCGGCCAAUCACCCGGCCUUCAGCUUCCACCAGAAGCAGGUGCUGAGACAGCAGCUCGCACAGAUCCAGGAGCUCCUGCAGUCUAACGGCAACGACGCCACACACGGAGGAAAUCCCGGGUCGCCUGCGGGUUCUACAUCGCUGCCCGCGUACAUCGGCACACCUGCACAUCUUACCUGCUGCGCCAAGACCACGCCCCGAGAGGUGAUGACAGGUCCCGUGGAUGACGGUCUGGGGUCAGAGGUCACGUCCCCGACUGCGCCUUCCAGCCAGGACCUGCCAGUGAAAAUGCACGCUGGGAAACCUGGGAAAGUUCGAGUUGAGAGGAUUGAGCUAAAGGGAGUCACACACAAAGCGGACACAUCGCCAGAAUACACACUGGAGGUCAUGUGGUCCGACUCCACGCUGUCGAUUGUUAGCAAGACGUCUCAGGAAGUGAUGGAGCUGCUAUCCCAGCUCGCCCAGCUCUUUCCUGAUGAGUGUCUGGAGAAGUUCCUGCCCGGUGCUGACUCUCAUGAGCUCGACCUCAGGUGUUUGACUUCUCUUUCGGCUCACGUUCUCCGACACGAGCGUGUUCGAAUUUUUUGCUCGGCCUCCAGCUCACAGCCCCCCUCCAGCACCAAUCUGAGCUGUCUGCUACAGUACAGAGGAGCGAGCAGGACGGUGUGUGGCGUCGCGAGCGUCCAGCCGGUGGUAAAUGUUCUCGCCCCCAUUAUUCCCCAGCCCUCGCCUGCGCAUUUGCCCCCUCCGUCCAUCCUGCCCCACCACCCGAGCCCCGCCGUAGGAGAGACCACCUCGCCUCAGCAGCAAACGCCUCAACACCAACACCAGCCACACCCAUCAGCCACACCCGAGCAGAACGGUAUCCUGGACUGGCUGCGUAAGCUCCGCCUCCACAAAUACUACCCCGUCUUCAAGCAGCUGACCAUGGAGGAGUUCCUUGCUCUGACCGAAGAGGACCUGAAUAAGUACGACCUCACUCAGGGAGCCAAGAAGAAGCUGAAGACCCAGCUGGAGCUGCAGAAGGAGAAGCUGGAGAAGAGAUACACCAUGUCUCAGUUCCCCGUGUCCUGUGGGGGUGUAGCGAGAGUGACGCCGUCAUCCUAUAACGGUCCGAUAACACACACACACUCCAGCGGCACUAGUAACGCAGAGCUGCGUGUGGAGGUGGAGACCGGGUCUCUGUCCUCUCUCAGGGACAGCAGCUCAUCAUCAGGUUACUCCAGUUCUCCAUCCAGUCCCAUGAUUCCUCUGAAGGAGACUCUCAGACGUGGCGAUGUGGAGUGUGUAGAUAAGGAGCGCGUGUGUUUCCUGCUCAGCACCGCAGGUUCCGGUCCGAAUCGGCCCACGGCUCAGGUCCUCCCGGUGCAGAACGACCCCUCCGUCUGUGCGUCUCACCCCAGCGUCGCCCUCCCCUCCAUCCCACUGCUGGCCCCGGGCCGAGGACUCGGCUCCGUCUCCCGCAAGCCCCGCCCACCCCUACUCUGCACUACGAUGGGGGUGGAAGCUCCUCCCACAGGGCAUCAGGAGGCGGAAGCAGCGUGCACGACGCUCACAGCGACCUCGAACGCCCUCCAUCACGUCUCGCAUCCGACACUACACUUCCAGGUGUCAGCCACGCCCGGCCACGCCCGACUGACUCAGUACGCGAGCCCGGCCUCGUCCUCCUCCUCAUCCUCUUUCUCUUCUUCAUCGUCCUCCUUUUCCUUUUCCUCGUCCUCCAAACCCGCCUUCUCGCCGAUCAGCGCUGUUCCCAUGGCAGCUGUUUCCGGAAACACCUACAGUGCCAACAAUGCGUCCGUAGUGGCCCCGCCCACCACCAGUCCCGUCACCACAGAAACAGCGUGCUAUGGCUCCGGCCAGUCCAACGGCACGACGGCGUGCGUGUGCAGCUCGUGCGGAUGCAGCGGAAAGUGCGGAUCGUUCUACUUCCCGCACCCGUUCUCCGGUACGUCCCUGUUCACCUUCGGCCCUCUGCUCCACUUUAGCCCGCUCCUUGCAGGAGGUGGCUCCGCCUCUCCAUUCUCGUACCCCAUUGUGGCCCCACCCCUUUACAACAGCACCCUGUCGCACGAGUCGCAGCAGAACCUCGUCCUUCCCCCCAUGCAGGGUUUUCUAGGGGGCGGGGCUAACAUAUACCAGCCUUUUGGAAUGAUGGGAAAUGGGGGCAUGGGGCAAAAAAAGGCGGGAAACAUUUCCUGCUACAACUGCGGGCUGAGCGGCCACCGGGCGCACGACUGCAAGCAGCCGCCCAUGGAUUCGGCUCAGCAAGGUAUGUUUCGUCUCAAAUACUCUCCUCAGUCGGACAGCCAGGACUCUGGUGACUAGCCGUUAAUUACAGCAUGUGUGAGGUGUGUGUGUGUGUGUGUGUGUGUGUGUGUGCGCGCGUGUGUGUGCUAGGUUUAAAGCACUUCAGUCUCCGAUUCUUCAUGGAAACCUUUUGAGACUCUCACGGCCUUUCGCUCGGAGAGAAACUUUCUACCAGCCGAGCCGGACAUCAGGGAUGAUUUUAACACCAAAAACACUCUUGAGCAACGUCGCGGUGAAAUAAAACGGCCGUCACGUCCGUGAUCGUCUCCUCCCUCAGGUCCUCCGGCGUCCCCGUCCUGAUGUGUCUCAGCGUUAUGCACUACAGUGUGAAGUCUCGCACUUCUCUGUCGGACCUGGUGGAACCAAACACUGCCGAAUUUGACUCGAGCGCAGGACCUGGCACGGACUCCUGUUGCUCCGUUUAAAGUUUUUUUUCUUUUUUUUCAAUUUUGUAACAAGACUUUUUUGCCGUUAAGUCUAUUUACAGUGUCUUAUUUUGGAUGUUGGAAUUCUUAUAAUUUUUUUAUAUAUCAUGUUAUUUUUUUCUGACUUACAAAACCUUCAGUGUUUACCAUCAUGGUGUUUAAAGCCAUGCCUACUUUAAAAAUAUACUAUUUUAACAAAUUUACCGUUUCUGUAGCAGCAGCAGCGACGUGCCAAUAAUCAGUUCUGUGAUAAACACGCACAAACUCGUAAAAAUCCCAUUUCAGCCCAUUCUGCCGACCAAAGUGUUAUUUCGGACAUUUUCCAGAAUUCUGCGAGUAACCAGCAAAGUAAAAACCACACACUCUGAGCUAAAUCGAUGUUAAAGAUCGAGAUAAAGUCAUGCUAAGAUUGCGGCAUUAAAGGUGAAUAAUUUAUUUGUUUAUUUUGGUUUAUCUCCAGAUUUACGGAAGCAUGAUUUUUUUUUCAAUAUUUCGAAACUUUAUUACUAUUAUUUCUAAGAGAAAUUUUAAACAAAUUUAGGUUUACAGAUCUAAAUAAUUAGCACCUUAGCUAAUUUUAGCGAGCCGUCAGUCGCAGUUCUACAUUGAAACAUCGACAUGUUUUUUUUAUUUAAAGUGUUUUCAUUUCAUUGGUCAACAAGUGACGGUCCUGGACACUUCCUCAGCCAAGUAAACACAGACGUGGCUCAAAUUCUUUCACUAGUUCAACAAAGACUUUGGCUACAUCAUAUUAGCCCUUCCAGUUUAAUAGGAAGCUAGCUA